Nymphaea colorata (pocket water lily) is the source of this 473-nucleotide messenger RNA. RefSeq lists its product as uncharacterized. Lineage: Eukaryota; Viridiplantae; Streptophyta; Magnoliopsida; Nymphaeales; Nymphaeaceae. The record is from RefSeq and is a predicted model, not a curated record. The coding region runs from base 28 to 357 and encodes 109 amino acids. The transcript is spliced from 2 exons.
UAAUUCUAACCAUCUGAUCUUCCCUCAAUGGCAAUUCGAUGCUUCUUCUUCUUCUUCUUCUUUUGCUGGUUACUGCUCAUGUUGCAUCUUGAUUCGACCCUGGCCUCCGACUCCCCGGCCAACUCACCAGCCUCAAUGGUGGUGGAGGUGGAGAGGAGCACGGUGACACCAGAACCAAGAUCAAGAAAACUAAGAGGGGCCGCAGUGAGGACUGCAGCUGCAGUUGGCAUGCGAAGCUCAAGUGCCGGCGGUCGUCGCGCCGGCGUGGCGAAUUCAGGCGGCCUUAGCUACUUCAGGAUUAAUAUGGGGCCUCCAAUCUUAGCGAUCAGCUUGCUGGCUUCCCUGAUCCUGCUGUAAAACUGCUCCUGCUGUUAUACUUCCAUUCUUUUAACUUAAUUCUUUUUGUCUUUCACCUUCUCGAUCGAGAAAGGAAGAAGAACAAUGAACCACUUUAAUUCUCAAAGUCAUGUUUC